UAAUAUUCCUCUUGAAAUCUAACUAGCUAGCAGGCAAACAGUGAAAUUGUUCAUAAAGGAGAUAUAUUAAAAUAUUGGUACAACCUCAUAUCCGGUGCUCUAUCCGGCGAAGUAUCUUGAAAACCUCGGAGCAAAUUUUUAAAUAUUUUUAUUUUUAAUAUUCUAACAACAACAUUGUUAUUAAUUCAUUCGUUAAGACCCAAAGUCGAAAUGAAUUUUUCGUAAGAUCUACUAAAGCAGUUAAGCUACGCCAUAGUGUCAAGAAGUAUUAGAGUGAACCUGCUGUGGUGCCAUAAUAUAAACACAUGGUCGUAAGGGAGACGACCCAAAACAACGACAUUCGAACGUUUCGUGCACAGUUGCUGCAUAUCGAACCUUAUAAUACAACUGAUCCGUAUGGCCCGUGUGUUGAAGAUACGUUUUCAGAAUUUUCCUUGAAUAACAGACAAUCAAUUCUGCUUGCUAUAGACGAGAUGUGGAUGUUAAGACUUGCGCGUCACGCACAUGUGUUUAUUUUUGGCGGUGUGAACCAGACAAAAUAUUAUCAACCACGACAUAUACAAACCCGCAAGGGAAAAAGGAUUCAAAACGCUUAACGAGUUAUAGAUAAAAAUCAAAAUGCAAAAUCUCAUGAAAACUAAUAACCUGACCAUGAUAUCAAAAUGGUUUCCAAGCAAACAUGGUGGUAUUGGCGGGAUGAAAGAGGUAGAGCGGAACCUGGCAAAGGUUGACUGCGUGAUUGAAGUUCAUGACGCACGCGCUCCACUGAGUGGACGAAAUGCGAAAUUUCUAGAGAGGCUGCGUGUGGCUAGGCCGCAUCUUCUCGUGCUCAAUAAAUCCGACAUGAUCCCCAAACGAACGAUUGCUCCACUUGUCAAGCACAUCGUUGACACUGAGUCGAAGUCGUCCUCGCCGCUUCAUAUGGAUCCGGUAUUUGUUUCAGCCAUCCGUGACUUUAGAGUAAAAAAAAUCGUUCCAAGAUGCACGAAGCUAAUAGAAGGUUUCUUCCGUGACAACAUUGACUUCGCCAAAAUUCAACACACAAUAAUGAUUGUUGGUGUGCCUAAUGUUGGCAAGUCAUCAAUCAUCAAUGCUAUCCGCGAACGUUAUACUGGACUGAAAAAUGAAGCCACGCCAAUUGGUUCUAAACCAGGCGUCACCCGCCACGUUUUACAGACGAUACGUAUAUCGGAAUCACCUAAAAUUUACCUUGUGGACACACCUGGUGUUCUAGAAGCGAAUCCAGUAGCGUACGAGAACGCUCUGCGAUUGGCGCUAUGCGGCUGUGCGAUUGAUAAGGAAGUUGGUGUGCAGCUUAUGGCAGCGUAUCUCUUGCAGUUCAUGCAAAGUCGUGGUACGCAUUAUAAUAAUAAUCAUGGUAUUUACACUUACUGCAAUUACAUGGGACUUGAUUUGCCGACAGAUGAUCUAAGAACUUUGCUGACUUCAUGCGCUACUAUGCUUAGUUCGAAAAGAAAGGUCCGCAACAUAUACGAUUCGACAGGCGGGUACAGUUACAAAAUGGAUCUGGACGCUGCAGCGGCGCACUUCAUUUUUGGAUUUCGAAGAGGAAUAUUUGGGAGAAUCCUCUUGGACACUGAGGGUCUCCCAGCGGGAAUGCCCUGUUGGGAAGCUGAUGGCUAUACACCAGCAAGUAUACUACCAUGAACAGAGUGGGCCGACUUGCUGUAGAGUCCGUUGCAGUCAGUGAAAAAUCGCUUUUUAGCAUGGAAUGAGCAGAGAUAGUUGGUUUUGGCGUUUUAAAUCUAGUACCGAAGGCUAGCAAGCCUGCUAUCCUUCUAGACCCUCCUGCUAUAGAUCAGUAUUUGCUGAUCUAUAAUGACACAAUGUAUGAUGUAGAUGAGUAGUGGGUAGCAAUCAUUAUGGAUGAGCUUUGGAAAGACAAAGAAACGUUUCCUAGAGCAUAUAGAAUCAGUACAAGUGUAUUCAUUCAAUCAAUGAUUUUGGAUGAGCUCGCAUGAUCAAACUGAUUUAAUAUUCUCUCUCUAUAUAAUCGUCUCUGAAACUACACAAUUACUAGUGUUAAACUUGUUGUAUUUAUACAAAAGAUGCUAGGAUUUACUGUAUAGGUUGCAAGGUAAGAUGUUAGCAGAAAUAGAAAUUUUAUACAUUUUGUGAAUAAAACAAAUAGUUGCCAUAACUUUCCUAUGAUCUUUUCCUUUGAGUGUUAAGAAUGUCUAAGCUGUUAACAGACAAAUAGGGAUCUCCUUUUGAACCCGUAUACAUAUGAUUGAACUACUCAUCAUUGCACUAUUGCG
This is a messenger RNA of Varroa destructor (honeybee mite), 2279 nucleotides long. RefSeq names its product mitochondrial GTPase 1. Gene Ontology annotation, molecular function: GTPase activity; GTP binding. Gene Ontology annotation, cellular component: mitochondrion. Lineage: Eukaryota; Metazoa; Arthropoda; Arachnida; Mesostigmata; Varroidae. The record is from RefSeq and is a predicted model, not a curated record. Gene Ontology annotation, biological process: mitochondrial translation.